GUAAAAACUCACAGUCAAUAAUAACUUCAGUGGUGAACCAGCUAAUCAAACUUGUCACAAAAACUACAAAUAGCUGAUAUAUGAGGGGUGAUAGCAGAUUAUGAAUCAAAACAUGGAUGUAGGAUAUGUUCAGCAUUCAAUGGAAGAUAUACAGAUUUUUAGGACCCAACCAAGACAGCCUAAUAAGUUAGAUGGAAUUUGCCAAACAGAUGGCAAUCUGUGUAAUUCGAAUCUUCCAUCUCAAAAUUUCUACCCAUACUCAGCUCAUUAUACACACAUGCGUAUGAAUUCCAGCAGUGACUUGGAAAUUUUUGAAGCAGUAAGAAUUCGAGAACUAGAAGAAGUCAAAGCCAGAGCUGCCCAAAUGGAGAAAACUAUGCGCUGGUGGUCAGACUGUACUGCUAAUUGGAGGGAGAAAUGGAGCAAAGUUAGAGCAGAAAGAAAUAAAGCCCGAGAAGAAGCCAGACAAUUGAGAAUAAAAUUGGACAGUGUUGUAAAAGAACUGAGUAUGCUUAAAAAGAUAAACCAGGAUUUAGUAACUGAGAAAGAAAGUUUAGAAAAUGUAACUACUUGGAAAACAGAAUAUUUCAGUUCCUCAGAAAUAUCUCAUAUAAAAAAAGACCUAAACCAAUUAAUAUUUUUGGAACAAGAACAUGUGGAAGAACUAAACAAAACCAACAGAAUUCCUUGGGCAGAAGACUCAAACAAGGAUGUGGAGUUAAUCAAACAGCCCCUAAGAAGCAGUCAGAAUAAAAAAAUGGCUCCAAAGCAUCUUGAUUCCUUUCCCAGUGGAUUUACCAGUAUUUAUUUUGAGGAACCUAAAAAAGGUCUGCACAACGCAGCUCAGACACCAGAGAAUGAUUUAAUGCGUGCUUCUGUUCUGCAUUUGCAUUUGGCUGAGUUACAGAAAAUCUUAACUAAAGAAAGAGAAAUGAAUGUAUUUCUGGAAAAAGAAGUGGAAAAGACAGAAAAUGAAUUAGCACUUUGGAAGUUGAAAUAUGAAGAACUAAAACAGUCUAAACUGGAAAGUCUGAACCAGAUGCCUGGAGAAUAUUUGUCAGAAAAUGCUGUUAUUAAAAAGCACCACAGAGGAUUUCUUGUUGAACCGACAUUUUCUGUUUCUGAUCUCACUCUGGAAAGAUGGCAGUUUGAGAAUACCUCUGAAUGGGGAAAGAGAGAGAGACCUGAUGCACAAAUGCAAAGUUUGGAAGAAGAGAGAAGAAGGUUGAAGUUGCAAGUGAAAGAAAUUCAGGAACUUCUGGAGAUGAAAAAUAAAGCAGUACCAAUUAAACUGACUUGUGAUCAUCAAAAUGAUCAUCAAAAUGCACAAAGUAAUCUGCCAGUUAAAAAUAAGAUUAAAGAGACAGAAGAAAAUGAGCUCAGAAUCUGGGACCAGGCAAAGUUCCUUGUAUGUUGUUGGAGAUUCCACCAAGACAGCGAAUGAAGACAUGAGACAUUACCUGCUGCAACAAGGCUAACAGGAAAUGAAGGGGCAAAAUACUUAAUGACUUCAUAAGACUUAUGGGAAAAUUAAAUAAUGGAAGUACAUGCAACAUACAUUGAAACACUACAUGCACUUUUUCUAUGUAUUUGACAUUUUCAGUAAGGACCGUAGAAAUGUGUCAUUGUUCACCAGCUUAGAAUAUUUUGCAGUUUGUUCUUCCUUCUCCUUUGUCUUAAUUGCCAUCUUCUAAAGCAAAAGAUGGAUUCUAACUGAUGUAGCCCAUAAUUUAAUUUUUGGGGAAAAAAAAGUACAAUUUACAUGGCAAAGGAGGGAGUUUCAUAGUUGAUUCUGUGAAGACAGUGAGUCUGGAAUGGAAGUCAGUGCUUUUUGCCUUGUCCCUUUCUUUUAUUUUGUUUUUUCACACAGCAAUGGGAAAUAACUAUUUCUCAGUUUCACUAGUUCUGCCAGAGUAACAUGUUGUAGUUAAAUCUAACAUUUCUCUCCCUACUAAUUUACUGCAAACUCCUAAAUCUGCUUCAUUGUUUUUGUAGUUGCUUUUUCUUUUUCUUUUUUUUUUUUAAUUGAAUUUGUUUAGGACCAUAGAAAAAAAGAAUUUAUUACUUCCAUAGUUAGUAUCUUUGCUGUGGAAAUUGGUGUGAAUACAGUGUGUCUCAUUUAAAUUUUGAUUAGAUUUAAGUGUCUAAGGAUUUAUAAAAUUUGUGAAUGAAAAACAUGAAAGGUUAACAAUUACAUAAGAAUCAUGUUUUGCCUAGGAAUUUGUGAGCUGCUGGAGUUAGAACAAUUUCAUGACAUCCCGUUGUGUAACAUAACGAAUGUAAUGAACAUAAUGAAAAUGUUAGUGUGGGCCAUAGCAGUUGAAUGUGCAUAAUUAUUGAUUUUUAAAUGCUGUAAUAGCCAAAUGUACUUCUAUGGUUGCACUGAAAUACCUGAAAAUAUACUAAUGUCUGAAAACAAUUUACUGAUGAAAGUUUUUAUCUAACUUCUACAGACAAACAGUUUUUGUUGUCUCUGACAAGCCAUUGGAAAUAACAGUCUUUUAGAGAUAAAACUCUAGGGUUUCAGCAAUUUAGAAAAAUUUCUUUAAGCCUACAGUACUAUCUAUGGCUAAAGCCAAGUCAAACAAUUCCAUGAGUUACUGAGGAAACUAAGAUUUUAUCUUUCCUUCUGUGUCUGUAAACAUGAAAGAAAAACAAAUAAUGCUUAAUUGAUACUGGAGAACAUCAUCAUAGUAACAACUUGCCCGACUAAUAAGGAUAUUGAUGGAAAUCAACAGCUAGUUAAAUAGCUAGGAGAUACUUUCUGCUGAUCUGACUUGCACUUCUGUAUAAACCUUUAGUACAUGUUUGUCCUUCACUUCACUGUAUUAUAAUACGCAGUUGGUGUGAUAUACCUGGCUAUUCCAGUGCUCAUGGUUGCAAUAAAUAGAUCACUGGACCUAUUCUAGAAUGUGUAUUUCAGAAUAAUUAUGCAGUAUGUUUUCUUUCUCAUGAAGAAACGCUUGGUAUCCCACGAUUCUUUGUAAUCACCCGAUUGACCAUAUUUUACUUUCAAGUGCUUUCUUUUUAAUAGUGGUGCUUUAGUUUUAUUGUAAGAGUGCAAUAAUCUGACAAAUCACUUUAGUUUUUUAUAAUUUCUCCCUGUUCCCUAUGCAAAUUCAGCUAAAUCUGCAUCUGUUAACUGCCUAACAUAUUUAUUUCAGCAACUACUUACACAGAGAACUUCAGAGGUCUCUGUGAAGAAGCAUACCUGUAAAUUAGUCACUUGAAAGAAACCCAAGAAAUAAUAAUACAUAAUUGCCUUCUCUGCAGUUAUGAAUGUCAGAGAAUGUUGAUUUAUGACCUUUUUGUCAUAACACUAGAAUAUCUCCUGAUCUUAAAUGUACAUCUAUGAUAUUUGCUCUGUAAUGAUAUUCCCAUCCAUUCACCUUCACAUUCCCCUGGUGAGCAGAGAAGACACAUAUUUGUGCAGAAGGAGGGACUGGCUCAAAGUCAGUAAGGAUAAAAUUUGAAAAAAAUUAUCAGGAAAAUUUAUUCUAGAUCUGUUUUCAAACCGUUGAGCCACCCUCAAUCUCUCAGAGGGAAUGAUUGGUGUCUAAAAUAGCGGAAUGCUUCUAG
This is a messenger RNA of Lagopus leucura (white-tailed ptarmigan), 3579 nucleotides long. RefSeq names its product coiled-coil domain containing 102B (gene CCDC102B). The coding region runs from base 101 to 1444 and encodes 447 amino acids. The transcript is spliced from 7 exons. NCBI's taxonomy places the organism in Eukaryota, Metazoa, Chordata, Aves, Galliformes, Phasianidae. The record is from RefSeq and is a predicted model, not a curated record.